Messenger RNA from Lytechinus variegatus (green sea urchin), 3289 nucleotides. Its product is annotated as probable flavin-containing monoamine oxidase A. The record is from RefSeq and is a predicted model, not a curated record. Bases 309 to 1928 code for a protein of 539 amino acids. The transcript is spliced from 12 exons. Gene Ontology annotation, molecular function: oxidoreductase activity. NCBI's taxonomy places the organism in Eukaryota, Metazoa, Echinodermata, Echinoidea, Temnopleuroida, Toxopneustidae.
AUUCCAAUGCAACCUCAUAGAAUGAUAAAAUCGGACAGCAGGCAUGUAUACAUGUAGUUCUACUACGGACUACAUGUACAAUCAUUUCACAUGUUUCCUUGUUUGAACGGAUAAUCUUUGAUUAAUUGGCAUUGAUUGAUAUUCAAUUUGAACAACGCUUACUAUAUUCUCAAAGGUAAUUCUGAUUAAGUUCCACUUUUGUGCUGUAUCAUUAGCAAGCUACCACUCACAGUUUCAUACUAGCUAUGCUAAUUUAGUGGUGGAAGGUAAAUCUCCGAGAUCAUCCAAUCGUUGAAACUUUGUUCAAAAUGUAUGUGUCAAAGGAAGAAACGGAAGGAGAAUAUGACGUCAUCGUGAUUGGGGCGGGGCUCUCCGGUCUUACAGCUGCAUAUCACUUGAAAAGGACCGUCGAGGGGUGUAAGGUUCUCGUGUUAGAAGCAAAAGAUAGGGUUGGAGGAAGGACUCUAACUGUUCCACUCAAAUGCUCUAAUGGGACAGACCAAUGGGAUUUAGGAGGCCAGUGGGUAUGCAGAACACAGCAUCAUGUCCUUUGGCUUCUCAACGAACUUGGAAUCGAGGUAUAUCCCCAGAAAUCCAACGGUACCAAACUCAUUCAGAGUGGUAACAAUGCAAAGAUCAAUACUUACCAAGGUGAUAUACCAGCACUGCCUCUUCAUGUUCUUUUCGAUCUUCUUAACUUUGAAAGAAAGACUGAUUCGCUUGCGAGAGAUAUACCCUGUGAUGAGCCAUGGUCAGCUAAACAUGCAAAUGAUUAUGAUGGAAUUACCUUCGAACAAUUCCUAGCCAGAGAAACAUGGACGGAAGGGGCUAGGAACAUGGUGAAAGGAGCCUUUGAAGUCGUCAAUGGUUCUGGAGUGAGGGGUUACAGUGCCCUAAAUUAUCUAUUUUACGUCAGUUCGGGUAUUAGCAACCGGAGUCUCUACGACAAUAAGAAUUCUGGAGCACAGGAGGAUAAAAUAAAGGGAGGGGCACAAUCUAUCAGCACUAAAUUACGGGAAAGUAUUGGUCAAUCGAAUGUGCUACUUUCUGAACCAGUGGUCAGCGUUGAUCAAAACUCAGGAUCAACGGUCAAAGUUCAAACCCUCUCAGGAAAGUCUUUCUCCUGCAAAUACAUCGUCAAUGCAAUCCCAAUGAACUGUUCAGAAACUAUCCAAUACAUACCCAAACCACCACUGAAACGCCAGAUGCUUAUGAGUUACACGAGAAGUGGAAACCUCUUAAAGUUUAUUGCAACAUACAAAACAGCAUUUUGGCGUGACAAAGGAUAUUCUGGUGAGAUUAUUAACUCCUCGGAUAACAGUCUUUCACCUAAUGAUGUAGGACCAUUGACUUAUGUUUGUGAUGCUACAUCGUGGAAAGGUAGCCCUGCCUUGGUGGGUUUUAUCAACAACCCAAUAUAUUGGAGCAACGAAGAGGAUCAGGAUAGGAGAAUUGCUAUUCUGAAGCAUCUAGAAAGAUUCCUGGGAUCUGAAGCUUUGUCACCGAUUGAUUUCAGGGAAAAGCAUUGGGCUGAUGAACCUUACAAUGGAGGGUGUCCAGUCAAUGUGAUGAUGACAGGUGCUGCAGAAUAUUGGGAUGAAAUCAGAGUGCCUUUUGAUCGAGUACAUUGGGCAGGUACGGAGACAGCCACACACUGGAUGGGGUACCUGAGUGGCGCUGUACAGUCUGGUCUAAGAGCUGCAGAUGAGAUAGUCAACAGGCUAGGAGUCUCUGAGGAAUCCAGGAACAACAGUUCAGACCUUCUCAAGUCGCUUGACAGUCCUGGAGAUGAUGAACGGAGAUCAACAGAUGGCUGGAUGACUAGUGGAUUGCAGUGGGUGUGGACAUUUGGGAAGGUUGGGCUGGGAUUGGUUGUAGCUGGGCUAGUAGGUGUUGGAGCUCAGGCAUGGAUUCAAGGCAAUGAUUAAUAUCAAGAGUAUUUCACAAAGCGAUUUCUGAGUGAUGGUGGAAAUCACUGCUAAGACGGUUAAUUACAUGCAACACUAGAGAACUCAUUUUCAAAAUAUCUUGAUACUCUGUAGGAUUUGAUUAUCGACAAUCAAUUAAGAUAUAGAUCAGGUGAGGGAUCAAGAGUCACUUAAAGGGACGUGUAUAAUCUCCCUUGGCUCCAAAUUAUUUUUUAAAAUGUCACAAAAACUAUGCAAAGGUAUGAAGUUACAGGCAAAGAUAUGGUUGGAACAUUGAAUUGUGAUAUUUUUUAAAGAAUUAUCAAGCUUAAUAAGAAAUAAAUAAAAAAAAUAAAAAAUGAAUAAGUAGCAUUUUGUAGUUACUGCUUCAAAUGUUGAAAUUUGCCAGCAAUAGUUGAUCAUAAUUAUCAUUCUAACUUGAUAUUGAUAUGUUGAAAAGUAAAAUAUUUAAGGACGUUGUUACACCGCAUAUACAAAAUGCAUUUCAACUAUGCAAUUUAUCAACUCUUGAGGAGAAAAUUUGAAAAAAAACAUUUUUUUAAAAUCCCCCUUCUUGUCAGACAUAGUUUCAAACAAAAACAAGAGGUUUUAAAAUAGCCAAUUGUGCUUUUUUCUAGUUUAAGUUACUGUAGAACUUGUUAACUUUUUUCCCAUCACCGUUAUCAUUAUUCCAGUUGUCCUAGCUUUCUCUCCCAUAAUUGGCUCUUUCAAUGUGCCGCAUAUAUCUUCUCUGUUUUACAUGCACACAAUGUCAAAUUUCAUGUGUUGUAUUUUGAUUCUUACUGAAUUUGUUAAGAUUAACAGCUGUUGUUCAUGUUUGAUUUUCAAUAUUUAAAUAUUUGUAUAUCAACACAUUUUUUAAUUAAAUAAGAUGCAUAUUGAUAGAUGGAAUUAUGUUAUGAUGUUCAUUGUACAUAAAUGCAUUGAAAAUGAUAACAUCAGAGAGGGGCUUACACAGUUCCAUCCCCCCCCCUCCAAAAAAAAGAGAGAAAAAAAUGACAGAGAAUAUGGUGCCAUGAAAACUGAUAAUUUCCUUCAAAAAAAGAUGUUGUGUACAGAAUUCGAUUUUUCAAAUUCAAAUCUGUUCGCAAUAAAACAUUUUUUUAAUUUGAUCCAUUCUGUAUUAUACCAAAUAGGAUUUUUUUAAAUGUACAGAAAAUAACUACACAAAUCUGUCAUAAAUUUUUUUGAAUUUUUGUUUAAGAAUAUAGAAAACUUUUACUAAUCAAGUGUAAGUUUCUACAAUAAUGAUUUUGUCUGUCUUUGUUUUAUCAUGUAGUCAUAAGCUAUUAUAAAUAUUGCAUUAAUCCCAUUCCUAAUGAUAACAUAGUUUUAUGAAAUAAAAAUAGUUCUUAUUGCUA